Messenger RNA from Phasianus colchicus (ring-necked pheasant), 3114 nucleotides. RefSeq names its product leucine rich repeat containing 74A (gene LRRC74A). Gene Ontology annotation, molecular function: calcium ion binding; protein binding. The record is from RefSeq and is a predicted model, not a curated record. Lineage: Eukaryota; Metazoa; Chordata; Aves; Galliformes; Phasianidae.
AGAUCUGGCAUCACCUUCUGAUAUUCCUGGGGGUUCUCACAGCCAAAACAUCAUCUGAUCCUGUCCUUGGGUGCUGACACCAUCAGAGACCAAACAGCCCUGGUUUCCUGAGAAACAUGGAACACAGAAUUUGGGCGUGGAAGUGAGGUCACAGAAUGGCCAAGUAGACAGAACAGAGGGGUAAGGGUGCUGAGGACAAUAUAGGGCUCUUGUAACAUUUAGCCAGCCUCUACAAAAACAAAACAGGGUUCUCCUGUUUAUAAGAAGUAUGAAUCAAGAACAUCAACCUUAUAAAUAGCACCGUUCCUCUUGGAGGCUUUUAAAUUGCAGCUGAACAGCUGUGCUUUGUACAAAUGAAUUAGAGGAAAUGGUGGGGCCUAAAAGGUGGCUGUAAACUUCUCACUAAGGGAAGAGAAAAAGCAAAUAAACCUGCAGCUCAUUGGUAGUGACAAGAAAACAGCCAUGGACAAAGACUCUGAGAAGGACACAGCAGAUCAGAAUGAAGAGAAGUCAGAUAUCAGUAAGCCUCCAGAGUCUCCGCUGUCUGAUGCCUCAGCAGAGAAGGCCACACAAGGCUCUGACACUGACCUUGAUGUUGAAGAUCCUGGGAAAGCCUUUGCAGGUGUUAUGGGUGCAGAGCUGUACAUGGAAGCAUGCAGGCUGAUGGAGGUGGUGCCUGUCUCACACUUUGCUCAGAACUUGGCCAAGCCUUAUAUAAACUUGAACCACCACGGUCUAGGACCCAAAGGUGUCAAAGCCAUUGCUAUUGCUCUAGUGUCCAAUGCAACUGUCACCCACUUAGAGCUGGAAGAUAACCACAUUCUGGCAGAAGGAGCCAUAUGCAUAGCAGAGAUGUUACGAGAGAAUUGCUCUCUUCGAGAACUGAACAUUUCCAAUAACCACCUGGACACAGAAGGGGCUGAAGCCAUUGCCAGUUUGCUUUUGGAAAAUGCAUCCUAUCUCCAUACUCUUCAGCUCUCAGGAAACAGUUUUGGAGAGGAGGCUGCAUCAUGCCUUGCUGAUGCAUUAAUGAGCAAUUACCAAGUGAAGAAGCUGGACCUCAGCCACAAUGAGUUCUCUGAGAAGGGAGGACAGGUCCUAGGACAGAUGCUCGCUGUCAAUACAACACUGGAGAUUCUGGACCUGAGCUGGAACCACCUGAGGAGGAAGGGAACAGUAGCACUUGGCACAGGUCUUAAGGGCAAUGCUGCACUGAAGAUACUCAACCUGUCUUGGAACAGCAUUGGGAAUGAGGGAGCACAGGCCCUCGCAGAAGCUCUCAAAGUUAACAAUGUACUGAUUCACCUGGACAUCAGCAACAACCAGAUCAACAAUGAGGGAGCUAAGAAGAUCUGCAAAGGCCUUAAAGUCAAUGGAACACUCAAAGUUCUGAAGAUGGCCAAUAAUCUCUUGACCGUGGAAGGUGCCACUGAGUUAGUGGGAUCUGUCAGAAAGAAUCCCAAUUCCAUGAUGGAAGAGAUCAACAUCUCAAAUGUCCUGGUGAAUGAAACUUUCAUCAAGUUGCUGGAGUUAGUGUAUCAAACACGUCCUGAACUAGACGUUAUCUAUGGGGAAGUUGAAGGCUGCAUCUCCAAAAUCUCCAACCAGCAUCCAAAUCCUAUGAAAGUGAUUCAGAAAUAUUUGAAUGAACACAACCUACGACUCUGGGACUUUUUUAGGAAAAUUGACAAGGAUGGAAACAUGAAGAUCCCUGUGUCAGACUUCAGGAGAGCCAUGAUGCAGCAAUCAAACAUCCAACUGGAUCGGGUCCAAAUUGUGGAACUAGUGCGAAAACUAGACCAGAAUCAGACAGGGAUUGUAGACUAUAGUCACUUGAAAGAGCAGAAUCCAGAACAGAAAACUGUGAAAGAGGAAAUAAAAGGAGGAGGUGUAAAAAUGAAGUGAGAAGGCAGGUCAGCCAGUGAAAUAUAGUAGGAGAAACACUGAAAGAAAAUUCAUAGUGGUCCUGGGCUUGGGGGGAUUUGAGAGAAUCCAAGUGAUCGAAUGUAGAAAUAAAGUCAAUGUUCCUCUGCAAGGCAAGUCUGGUGGUUUUGGUCAAAAGCUGGAGCCGGUUACCAAAUCUAUCUCACAGCUACUCACUGGCCUACAGACCUGUAUCGUAUUCUCCACCCUCCCACAUGUCCCCACCAUUUUUCUUUCUUUCUUCCAAGCCGAAACAUGCCAGCUAUUCAAUCUUUUCUCAUAGGACAGACUCUACUGAUCAUCAUUUCCCUUCUCAGAACCAUUCCCAGGUGGAAUAUAUGGGAAUAAGAAUCACAACUGCAACGAGCAUUCAAGACGCUGAUGAGUUUGCACAUGCAUGAGUGUAACACUGUUUCUUUUCGUUCUCUUCUCCUUUCCUAAAAACUCCCAAUGUUUUAUUAGCUUUCCUUGACUGUUAAUGAGCACCGAGGUAUGUUUCACAGAAUCAGACACCAGACCUUCAAGAUCUUACUCCCAAAUACCAAGCCGCACCACGAAGCCCGUCCUUUUACACGUGAAAAACGUGAAGGGGGCGGCGCGCUCAUCAUUUUGCACUUCGAGAUCUCUUCUUCCUAAGACAGAGCAGCUGACGCACCGCUCCCGAGAAGGGAAGGGCGCUCCUGGGCCAGGGCUGCGAGAACCCGAGGCCGGCCCUGCGGCAGCGCAGUGUCGGUGCCCGCCCUGCCCGCUGGGUGUCGCCGCAGCCCCGCGGUGGGAGCAAAGCACGGGACCCGGCGGCCCCGAGCGGAGUCCAUGUUCUCUUCUGAAAGAGACUUUGUGUCUUCCGUGCAAAAAAAUGCCACCAGCAGGACGUCAUCUGGUGAUUUUCCUGCCGUCCUGCCAGACUCCAUGUAUGUACUAGGAAAUAUCUUCAUCGUUUAUUCCCAUAGCAUCCUGGGUUUGUGCUGCAUACGCUAUGCGUGCAUCUUUAUCUCAUGCGCAGUGCUGUUGUGUAUUAGUCACACGUUGCUAUUCUGCUUAGGUCUGCACAGAACUGGCCCAACUAAACUGAUUUGCCCAAUUAUCGCCCUUAAGAUUCUAGACCAGCUACAGCCAUGAAAAAUUCUCUCUUCUGUAAGAAAGCAACAUAAUCAAAUAUAGAUGGGUACUGGCCUGCAGCAGGUGUGGCUU